UUAUUUUAGACAUGUAAUUUCAAUGGUUAAUUAUCGAAACUGUAUUAUCAUAUUAUAAAACUAUAUUUCGCUUCGAGUUUCCGAUCAAGUGGCAGCACUAUCGAAAAGAGUAAGAGAAAUUUGGAUUUGCGUUUGUAAACGACAGUAAAUGUCGUAUAUUUUGUGAUAAAAUUAGGAGAAAGUAGUGACAAAUGUUCUUAUAAGAGAAAUAAUUAAGUUCACAACGGUAUUUUCUUCUGGUGUUAAGUACCAUCGUCAAUCAUGGUUCGAAGUAGUGACAAGGAUAGGCAUCAUAGAAGACGAUCGAGAUCACGUUCAAGAUCUCGUUCUGCUACUCCGGAAAAAAAACGACGACGAUCCAGGAGUAGAGAUAGGGAUAGGGAACGUGAUAAGGGACGACACAGGGAAAGAAGGAGUCGUUCUAGAGAUCGAGAUAGGGAUAGAAGAGAUCGUUCCGAAAGGGAUAGAGAUCGCGAUAGAAAACGUGGAGACAGUAAAGAAAAGCGUCUUACAGGCUCAAAGUCUUCGCGUUCAGGCAAAGAUCGGUCGAAUAGAUCAAGAUCAAGAGAGCGAAAGGAGAAAGAGAAGGGUGAUAGCGAUGAGUUGCCGUUUGAUCACACUAAGUUGGACAAAGAAGAAGAGCAGAAAAGAUUAGAACUGGAGAUGCAAAAGAGGAGAGAAAGAAUAGAGAGGUGGCGCGCGGAAAGGAAAAAGAAAGAAUUGGAGGCAACUAAGAAAGACGGUAAGGCAUCCAUUUUAGCAAAUCUACAGUUGCCUAUGAAAAAGUGGUCCCUCGAGGAUGACAGUGAUGAAGAGACACCUGUUGUUCAAAAUAGUAACAAGGAAGUCAAAGAAGAUGGAGAAACAAAAGAAGAAGUGGAAGAAGUUAAGGAAGAAGCUAAAGAUGAUGAGGAAGAAGUUGAUCCUCUUGAUGCCUUUAUGGCAGAGGUUCAGGAAGAAGUUCGAAAAGUGAAUAAACUCGAUAAUAAAGGCGGGAAAAAUGCUAAUAACGGUACAGGUACAGGAGGUACACAAAGUGGCGGAGUUGUGAUCGUUACUGGAGUUGCUAAAAAGAAAGUGCAAAAACAGAAAGGAGAAUUAAUCGAGCAGAAUCAAGAUGGUCUUGAAUAUUCUAGCGAAGAAGAAGGAGAAAAUCUUCAUGAAACUGCAGCUGGAAUUGCGAAUAAACAAAAGCGCGAACUAGCCAAAGUUGAUCACGCAACAACAGAAUAUCAGCCAUUCAGAAAAUCGUUUUACGUUGAAGUACCUGAAAUCGCACGAAUGACACCGGAAGAAGUAGAAGCAUACAAAGAAGAAUUAGAAGGUAUUCGAGUGAAAGGCAAAGGUUGUCCAAAACCUAUUAAGUCAUGGGCACAAUGCGGUGUUACGAAAAAGGAGUUAGAGGUGCUGAAGAAACUUGGUUAUGAAAAACCAACUCCUAUUCAAUGCCAAGCUAUUCCAGCGAUUAUGUCUGGUCGUGAUUUGAUAGGAAUAGCAAAGACAGGUAGUGGAAAAACUUUAGCAUUUUUGUUGCCAAUGUUCAGGCAUAUUCUCGAUCAACCACCAUUAGCGGAUGGUGAUGGCCCGAUCGCGCUAAUCAUGACACCGACCAGAGAAUUAUGCAUGCAAAUCGGACGAGAUUCGAAAAAAUUCACAAAAUCUUUGGGGCUGUCUCACGUUUGCGUUUACGGGGGAACUGGUAUAUCGGAACAGAUAGCGGAAUUGAAGAGAGGUGCUGAAAUAAUUGUUUGUACGCCAGGGAGAAUGAUAGACAUGUUGGCCGCUAACAGUGGAAGAGUAACAAAUUUACGUAGAGUAACAUACGUAGUUCUUGACGAAGCGGAUAGAAUGUUUGAUAUGGGUUUCGAGCCUCAAGUAAUGCGAAUCAUGGAAAAUGUUCGACCCGAUCGACAAACUGUACUCUUCAGCGCAACAUUCCCUCGUCAAAUGGAAGCAUUAGCGAGAAGAAUUCUGACCAGACCCGUAGAAGUUCAAGUGGGUGGAAGAUCUAUCGUUUGUAAAGAUGUUGAACAACACGUGGUAGUUCUUGAAGAAGAUCAAAAGUUUUACAAAUUGCUUGAAAUUCUUGGCCAUUAUCAAGACAAAGGUUCCGCGAUAAUAUUUGUCGAUAAACAAGAAAAUGCAGACACUUUAUUGAAGGAUCUUAUGAAAGCGUCUUACUCCUGUAUGUCGCUUCACGGUGGUAUUGAUCAGUGCGAUAGGGAUUCAACGAUAUUAGAUUUCAAAGCUGGUAGAACGAAGCUAUUAGUUGCCACGUCAGUCGCUGCUAGAGGUUUAGAUGUAAAACAUCUCAUACUUGUGGUAAAUUACGAUUGUCCGAAUCAUUAUGAAGAUUAUGUACACAGAUGUGGAAGAACAGGAAGAGCUGGAAAUAAAGGGUAAAUUUCUAUUCUAUCUAUUUAAAGAGAAUAUAUCGUUGUUAACGAAAUACAAU
Molecule: messenger RNA, 2455 nt
Organism: Apis florea (little honeybee)
Lineage: Eukaryota; Metazoa; Arthropoda; Insecta; Hymenoptera; Apidae
Gene: Prp5
Product: pre-mRNA processing factor 5
Molecular function (GO): nucleic acid binding; ATP binding; RNA helicase activity
Source: RefSeq, a predicted model, not a curated record